Molecule: messenger RNA, 342 nt
Organism: Necator americanus (New World hookworm)
Lineage: Eukaryota; Metazoa; Nematoda; Chromadorea; Rhabditida; Ancylostomatidae
Exons: 1
Coding region: 1-342 (113 amino acids)
Source: RefSeq, a predicted model, not a curated record
AUGAAACUAAGAAAGGUCACGAAAGAGAAAUACAGAUCGGACGAGUUGGACAAAAGAGGAAACAACAAUCGUCUCGCCAGUUUGCUGCCCGCCACUCGCAGCUUUCAUGAGAAUCUGCUUUUCAUGGAGAAAGAUCAUCGCUGGUGGACAUGUGAAACGCCCAUUGGCACGAUUCGUGGGGAGAUCGACUUCUUGCCAACCGGAGAUAUCCACAUAUCGGCUGACAUAUCGGCAGUUCCAUCCUUUUGCAGUGAUUCAGAUCACCGUCCUCUUCGUGCGGAAGUUCGACUCAGCGACUUGAUGAAAUCGGCAAAGGAGGAAAGAGGCCCUGUACAACGUUAA